AUGCAUGAGAAUACGCCCCCCUCUACUUCCCAUGACACAGAGGCCGACACAACCGUCGAAGAAACCACCGAGCCCGUCUUACAACUCGCCCGCACAUUCUCUCUAACUCGUACAUUCUCCGCCCUCUCAACCAACAUCAACCCGUUCCUCGCGCAAGACUCCCGCCUCGACCCCAAGUCCCCAGAGUUUCAGCCUGAAUCAUGGGUCAAGGCUUUGCUUCACGCUUUUUCGAAGGACCCGAGUAAGCAUCCGCGGUAUACAGCCGGUGUAUGCUGGCGUAAUCUCAGUGUGCAUGGCUUCAGCGAUCCGACUGAGUUUCAGAAAGAUGUCUUGAAUGUUAUUUGGAGAAGUCCCCUUGCUGCACUUGAUUGGUUUGCGAAGAGGAAGCAGAAGGUUAAGAUUAUCACGGACUUUGAUGGCCUUGUCAAGAGCGGAGAGUUGCUUCUUGUGCUGGGUCGUCCUGGGAGUGGUGUUUCUACCCUUCUCAAGACAAUCGCCGGACAUACUCACGGACUGCAUCUCGACGACUCGUCCGAGUUCAACUACCAAGGCAUCCCCUGGGAUCUAAUGCACCAUAACUUCAGAGGAGAAGUGAUCUACCAAGCCGAAACAGACAUCCACUUCCCCCAACUAACAGUCGGCGACACCCUCCUCUUCGCCGCCCUUGCCCGCACUCCCCAGCACAUCAUCGCCAACAUAUCCCGCCACGUCUACGCCGAGCAUAUGAGAGACGCUGUCAUGGCCAUGUUUGGUAUCUCCAACACGCUCAACACCAAGGUUGGCGAUGACUUUGUUCGAGGUGUUAGUGGUGGUGAGAGGAAGAGGGAAUUUGAUAAAGUACUACUCCUCUACGAAGGUCGCCAGAUCUUCUUCGGCCCAACAAGCGAAGCCACACAAUACUUUACCACCAUGGGCUUUGAAUGUCCUCAGCGCCAAACAACCGCCGACUUCCUGACAUCCCUCACAAACCCCGACGAGCGAAUCGUAAGACCUGGCUUUGAGAACAAAGUGCCUCGCAGUCCUGAUGAAUUCGCCGACGAGUGGAGGAUGAGCCAGCACAGGGCUUCCCUUCUCAAUGACAUCGCUGCGUUUGAGAUCCAGUAUCCUCUUGAUGGUAAACAAGUCGAGACGCUGAAGGGUAUCAGAAGGGCUCAGAAGGCCAAGUUCACAUCUGACAAGAGCCCUUUUACAAUCUCGAUCCCAAUGCAGAUCCGUUUAUGUAUUGGUCGAGGUGUCAAGAGACUUCUCGGCGACAAGACCUUUUUCGUGGUUACUAUUGCAGUCAACUUCGUCAUGUCGCUUGUUCUUGGUAGUGUUUACUUUAACUUGCCCAGCACGGCUGAGGCUAUGAACCAACGAGCCUCUGUAAUCUUCUUCGCUAUUCUGUUCAACGGCCUUAGCAGUGCUCUGGAAAUCCUCGCUCUCUACGUCCAACGACCGAUCGUCGAGAAACACGCAAGAUACGCUCUAUACCGCCCUCUCUCCGAGUCCGUCUCCUCCAUCAUUUGCGAUUUACCGUCCAAGAUCAUCUCAACACUCGCCUUCAACAUUCCGCUUUACUUCAUGGUGCAUCUCCGUCGUGAUACCUCAGCUUUCUUCAUUUUUCUCCUCUUCGGCUUCACCACUACGAUUACAAUGUCCAUGAUCCUUCGCACCAUCGCCCAGUCGUCCAAGACAGUGCAUCAAGCCCUCGUCCCCGCUGCCAUCUUCAUCAUCGGCUUGGUCAUCUACGCUGGAUUCGUCCUCCCGAUUCGAAGCAUGAAGGGUUGGCUUAGAUGGAUCAACUACGUCAACCCAAUUGCCUACGCUUACGAGUCCCUCAUCGCGAAUGAGUUUUCGGGGAGGUCGUUCGCAUGUCAGACCAUGAUACCUUCUGGGCCAGGGUAUGAGAAUAUCGAGCCGACGCAGCGGACCUGUUCUGUUGCUGGUGCCCUGCCAGGACGCGACUUUAUCGACGGUGGCUUUUUUAUUGGGACUGUUUACAAGUACCACUACUCGCACCUUUGGAGGAACUACGGCAUCCUGGUUGCUUUUAUCAUCUUCUUUACCUUUACCUAUCUCUUCGCGGCAGAGUACUUCUCAUCCGAAGCUUCGAAGGGUGAGGUCCUGGUAUUCCGCAAGGCUCAGAAGACUCAACCCAAAGAGACAUCCGAUGAAGAAGCCGCCACUUCCAACUUCCAGCCUCCGAGAGCGACGAGCGACGACACCAUCCACCCAUCGAUCGAGAAAGCACCAAGUUCUUCUACCUUUUGCUGGAGGAAUGUCUGCUAUGAUGUGAAGGUCAAAGGCGAGACGCGACGUAUUCUCUCGGACGUUAAUGGUUGGGUUCAGCCUGGAAAGUUGACUGCUUUGAUGGGUGCUACCGGAGCCGGCAAGACCACGCUUCUCGACGUUUUGGCUGAUCGGGUGACCAUGGGCGUCAUCACGGGCGAUAUCCUUGUAAAUGGACUAUCACGCGGCAAGUCAUUCCAGAGAACCACGGGAUACGUGCAGCAGCAGGAUAUUCACCUCGAGACAUCUACCGUUAGAGAAGCCCUCCGUUUCAGUGCCGUUCUAAGACAGCCGACUGCUGUUUCUAUGCAGGACAAGCUCGACUAUGUUGAAGAGGUGAUUAACCUGCUAGAAAUGGGCCCUUAUGCAAAUGCUGUCAUAGGAGUUCCGGGUAAAGGUCUCAACGUUGAGCAAAGGAAGCGUCUUUCCAUUGGCGUCGAGCUAGUCGCCAAACCCGAAGCCCUUAUCUUUCUCGACGAACCUACCUCCGGUCUCGACAGUCAAACAGCAUGGGCAAUCGUGUCUCUACUCAAGAAGCUCGCAGACCACGGGCUAGCUAUCCUAUGCACCAUUCACCAACCAUCCGGCAUCAUCUUUCAGCAAUUCGACCGACUGCUACUUUUGGCGAAAGGUGGUAAAACUGUUUAUUUUGGAGACAUCGGUGAGAAUGCCACUACCCUGACGGGGUACUUUGAGAGGCAUGGUGCUGUCCGUUGCCGACCGGAAGAGAAUCCGGCUGAGUGGAUGCUACUCGUCAUCGGUGCUGCACCGGGUUCUCAUACGGAUCGUGACUGGGUUGAGACCUGGAAGGAGAGUUCUGACUUCCAGCGUGUCCAGAAGGAGCUUGACAACAUGACUCGGUCUAGACAUGUCUCUAGCGAAACAGACGCAGAGGAUACCUCUUACGCUGCUUCAGUUUCACAGCAGUUCCUGGCUUGUACCCAGCGCGUUGCCCAGCAAUACUGGCGAACGCCGACUUACAUAUACUCCAAACUAUCACUUUGCUUUAUCACCAGUCUCUUCAUCGGCCUCUCCUUCCAGAACUCCCCACUGUCUCUCCAAGGUCUCCAGAACCAACUCUUCUCAAUCUUCAUGCUCCUCGUGAUCUUCGCAUUCCUAACCUACCAAACAAUGCCCGGCUUCGUCACCCAACGCACACUGUACGAAGGACGUGAAAGGUCUUCCAAAACAUAUGCUUGGUACAACCUUAUUCUCGCCAACACAGUCAUCGAAAUGGCUUGGAACUCUGUGGCGUCUUUGGCGGUCUACUUCCCGUUCUAUUUCCUCGUUGGUAUGUAUGGAAAUGGCCGCAUCACGGAUACGCAGCAUGAACGAGGUGCAUUCAUGUUCCUCUUGACCUGGGCAUUCAUGGUUUAUGAGGGGACUUUUUCGCACAUGGCUGUGGCUGGGGCGCCGACUGCUGAGGUUGGAGCGACGCUUGGGUUGUUCCUGUUUAUGAUGUCCCUUGUGUUCUGCGGUGUUCUCGUUCCAUACUCGGGCCUCCCUGGAUUCUGGACAUUCAUGUACCGCGUCUCCCCUCUGACAUACCUCAUCGGUGCCAUGAUCUCAAACGGCGUUGGUAAGCAAGAAGUAACCUGCUCAGAGAUCGAGUUUCUCCAGUUCCAGACUCCGGCAAAUCUCACGUGCGGAGAAUAUGUUGGCCAAUUUGUACGAGCGGUCGGAGGCGCCUUGUCCAACCCGGAAUCGAACCAGACGUGCCUUUACUGUCCGAUUGCUUCGACUGAUACAUACCUUGGAACUUUAAGUAUUCGCUAUAGUGAGAGAUGGAGAAACUUUGGUUUAUUGUGGGCUUUUAUUGUAUUCGAUGUGAUUGCGGCUUUAGCGGCGUAUUGGAUCAUCAGGGUCCCAGAGAAGGGCAAACGAUUCUUGUUUUGGAAGAAGUAG
Molecule: messenger RNA, 4176 nt
Organism: Fusarium musae
Lineage: Eukaryota; Fungi; Ascomycota; Sordariomycetes; Hypocreales; Nectriaceae
Exons: 11
Coding region: 1-4176 (1391 amino acids)
Biological process (GO): transmembrane transport
Cellular component (GO): membrane
Molecular function (GO): ATP hydrolysis activity; ABC-type transporter activity; ATP binding
Source: RefSeq, a predicted model, not a curated record